AUGGGAACGACCCACGGAGGCAGCUUUUGGAAAAGUUGGCGCCAGGACAAGAUCACUCGAAGUAAGGAGGAUGCGCGAAAUAUUCUGGAAAACUACAUCAAGCAAAUCCGUAACUCUGAUAAUCCUGAAGCGACUUUCCGAAAGCUAGCGCAACAGUACAGCGAUUGUAGUUCAGCAAAGCGAGGAGGAGACCUUGGAAUGUUUGGUCGACGUCAAAUGCAGAAACCAUUUGAAGAUGCUUCAUUCGCCCUUGACAUUGGUGAGAUGAGCGAUAUUGUGGAGACCGAUUCUGGCCUGCAUAUAAUUUGGAGACUUGCUUGAUUUUACGUUUAUCUUUUUUUGUUAUGAGUUGCACGCCAUUGUACAUUAUAUUUGUUUAUCGAUUUCCAUAAAGUUUUUUCUCCGCUG
Messenger RNA from Cylicocyclus nassatus, 408 nucleotides. NCBI's taxonomy places the organism in Eukaryota, Metazoa, Nematoda, Chromadorea, Rhabditida, Strongylidae. The record is from the annotation of a GenBank genome assembly.